AUGUACUACAAUGGAAUCUAUCACCUGUUUUAUCAGUACAACCCCAAAGGGGCUGUAUGGGGCAACAUAGUAUGGGCUCAUUCGGUGUCGAAGGAUUUGAUCAACUGGGAAAGAGUAGAGCAUGCAAUGUAUCCAUCGAAGCCCUUUGACAAAUACGGAUGCUGGUCUGGUUCAGCCACGAUCCUCCCAGGAAACAGGCCUAUUAUCCUCUACACAGGGAUUGUCGACAAGAAUUUCACAGGGGUUCAGAACUAUGCCAUUCCUGCUAACCUCUCAGACCCAUAUCUUCAAGUGUGGAUCAAACCUGACAACAACCCUUUGAUUGUUGCUGAUGAAUCUAUCAACAAGACAUCUUUCCGGGACCCGACAACAGCUUGGUUGGGCGGAGAUGGAUGCUGGAGGUUGAUAGUAGGCAGUGGGAUGAAAGAUCGGGGGAUUUCGAAUUUGUACAGGAGCAAGGACUUCAUGCACUGGACCAAGGCCAAACGUCCAUUUCAUUCUACUCCAUGGACAGGGAAUUGGGAGUGCCCUGAUUUCUUCCCUGUAUUGGUUAAUGGCGAGACAGGGAUGGAGACAUCUGCAACAGGUCCGGAUGUGAAGCAUGUCCUAAAAGUAAGCCUGGAUGAAACCAGGUAUGAUUAUUACACCAUAGGUACAUAUGACAAUGAGAGGGAUAGAUAUGUGCCUGAUCCAGAUAUGGUAGACGGCCGGAAUGGAUUGAGGUACGACUACGGCAACUUUUAUGCCUCAAAAUCCUUUUUUGAUCCCAAAAAGAAGAGAAGGGUUCUGUGGGGUUGGGCAAAUGAAUCAGACACCACAGAGAAUGAUGUCAAGAAGGGGUGGGCAGGUAUUCAGCUGAUCCCCCGUACAAUUGUGCUCGAUCCGAAUGGGAGACAGUUGAGGCUGUGGCCAGUUGAGGAAGUGAAGACAUUGAGAGGGGAUAAGGUGGAAAUGAACAACCAGAUGCUUAGCAAGGGAGAAUCUGUGGACAUCAGAGGAAUAACAGCUGCACAGGCUGAUGUUGAGGUGAGUUUCUCAUUUGAGAGUUUGGAAAAGGCUGAGGUGUUCGAUCCAAGUUGGGAUAGAAAUGAUGCGGAAAAGUUGUGUACGCAAAAGGGGUCGAUUGUUGCGGGGGGUUUAGGACCAUUUGGGAUCUUGACAUUGGCUUCAGCAAAGCUUGAAGAAUACACUGCUGUCUUUUACAGAGUUUUCAGAGAUCAGGACAAGCAUAUAGUUCUUAUGUGCUCUGAUGCAUCUAGGUCUACAUUGGAAGAUGGGAGAUCCUCAAUGGUGGAUGGGAAGGAUGCAUACAGACCUUCAUUUGGGGGGUUCGUAAGGGUCGACUUGAGUGAAACUACUCUUUCUCUCAGGGCUUUGAUUGAUCAUUCUGUUGUGGAGAGCUUUGGGGAAGAAGGGAAGACUGUCAUUACAUCAAGGGUUUAUCCAUCUCUUGCACUACAUGACAAAGCCCAUUUAUUUGCAUUCAACAAUGGAACUCAACCUGUCAGAAUUGAUAAUCUGAAAGCUUGGAGCAUGAACAAGCCUCAGGAGAUGAACCAGUAAAGUGCAUGUACAAUGACUUAUAUAAGUAAGUUAGGUAGCUGGCCAGGUUGUUUAAGGAUUAUUAGCAAUUGGAAGUACUGUUUGUAUUCAAUGCCCAGAAUUGGACCCUACUUCAAUUUUCAGCACACAGAAGAUUCUGGAAGCUGUAGUUUCAAUGAUUUCAAGGGUGUAAUAAUAUCUUUCCGUAUAUAUAGGGCUUGAAAAAAGGGCACGCACGACGUUACAUUACUGGUACAGAUUAAAACAGCAAGAGA
Andrographis paniculata is the source of this 1817-nucleotide messenger RNA. Its product is annotated as beta-fructofuranosidase, insoluble isoenzyme 1-like. The record is from RefSeq and is a predicted model, not a curated record. Bases 1 to 1563 code for a protein of 520 amino acids. Lineage: Eukaryota; Viridiplantae; Streptophyta; Magnoliopsida; Lamiales; Acanthaceae. Gene Ontology annotation, biological process: carbohydrate metabolic process. Gene Ontology annotation, molecular function: hydrolase activity, hydrolyzing O-glycosyl compounds. The transcript is spliced from 4 exons.